Messenger RNA from Talaromyces stipitatus ATCC 10500, 983 nucleotides. RefSeq lists its product as uncharacterized. The record is from RefSeq and is a predicted model, not a curated record. The transcript has 4 exons. NCBI's taxonomy places the organism in Eukaryota, Fungi, Ascomycota, Eurotiomycetes, Eurotiales, Trichocomaceae. The coding region runs from base 156 to 983 and encodes 275 amino acids.
UUCCCGAGAAUUGGUGCGGUUCUUAGGGCAAAGCCCCACGGUAGCUAGAUAUAAUGCGCUAGCACGCGAGCCUUGGCAGCAGCACCCACUUGCAGCUGCCACGAUAAUUUGUGGUAAUUGUUUUGGUGAGGGGUGUAGGAGUCGAACCUACGGCCAUGUCAAUCAGCGAAGAUGGGUACCGAAUGGAGGCUCCAAGGACAACUGUUACCACUUCAGCUAUCCGCCCCCAUGACGUUUCUGAUCAAGUUGUUAAUGAAAGCAUCGACCCUGUCAACAUAGAUCCUAAUGACACUUCCAAGGAAAUUGAGCUACCUGAGCGUAGCGCAGUGCCAGAUCUCUUAGCACAGGGAGAUGAACUUACUGCUAUUCGUGACCAGCUCCAGCCAGAAUCAGGUCAUGCUCAUCUCGAAGUUUCUCUAUUCCGAUCUACACCACUUAUAGAGUUUAACCGCACCCAGCCAUUACUCUCUUGGGCAUUCCCAACUCUAUUCCCUCGUGGUGAAGCGGAGUUUACAACUCCCCGGCAACGCACAGUAUCGUUUGAGGAUUAUAUCAAGCAUUUGAUGAAAUUCCGUGAUGGUCGAUUCGCAAGGCAUCCUCGAUUCAGAUAUGUCGUUUUCAACACAUUAAUGCGGCAGUGUGACGGUGCCAAUCUGCUUGGUUUGACAGAUGAUCUUCGCAAUGCAUUUGCAGAUGAGGGACUAGAGGCUGAUGCACUUCUGAAAGCCAUGGUUAAGAAUAUUGGUCCUGCACAUUUAUUCCUUACCCUAUCAGCGGCGGAUCUGCACUGGGAUGACCUGAUGCGGCAUCUUCCUCGUUAUCAGGAGUGGAAGAACGGAACUGCGACAGAACGCAUCCAUAUAUCAUGGGAAAACCUAUGUGAUAACCCCCAUAUUGUUGCGAAUUGGUUUCAUAUCCGCUUUUCUUCUUUCUGUAAAGAGGUCCUGGAUAAGAAAUUCAAUGUUGUUGACUUUUGGUUUUGA